Molecule: messenger RNA, 483 nt
Organism: Penicillium soppii
Lineage: Eukaryota; Fungi; Ascomycota; Eurotiomycetes; Eurotiales; Aspergillaceae
Exons: 1
Coding region: 1-483 (160 amino acids)
Source: RefSeq, a predicted model, not a curated record
AUGGCCGACCAAAACCCGAUCCCACUAGUAGCAGCAUCGCUCAUCGCCCUCCUAGCCCUCACAGGCACUAUUGCAUCCAUACGGAACAAGACUCUCAGCCCGCCCAUGCUAAACCUUUCAGCAAACACAGCCCUGGCCCUCUCGCUACUCACCGCGCUCGCAGGCGCAAUCAUACACACGCAAAAAGGCCCAAAUACUCUCACUCCAACUGGGUUCACCUUCAGUAUUCUGUAUAUGCUUGGCUUUGCGUGGCUGCAGACUGAUCAGCCCUACGGCCUUAUAUUCGGGCUACUGGUGUCAUUUUGUAUGGUUGGUACCUCCAUGCUACGCACAGGAACUGCCCGAUUUCUGCCCGUGGAACGGAAUCGGUUUGCAAUUUUUGCGCUUGCGUGUUUUGGGGUUGAGAUUUUUGGGAUUGCAGUUCAUUUUUGGGUUGGGUUGGCGUGUUCAAUUUGUCUGGCAGUUUUCUCUGUAUUCAUGUAG